This is a messenger RNA of Cuculus canorus (common cuckoo), 2381 nucleotides long. RefSeq names its product BarH like homeobox 2 (gene BARHL2). Bases 60 to 1190 code for a protein of 376 amino acids. Lineage: Eukaryota; Metazoa; Chordata; Aves; Cuculiformes; Cuculidae. Gene Ontology annotation, biological process: regulation of transcription by RNA polymerase II. Gene Ontology annotation, molecular function: RNA polymerase II transcription regulatory region sequence-specific DNA binding; DNA-binding transcription factor activity, RNA polymerase II-specific. Gene Ontology annotation, cellular component: nucleus. The record is from RefSeq and is a predicted model, not a curated record. The transcript has 3 exons.
CCCCCCACCGGCCCUUCGUCCCUUCUCCCUCCUUCCCCGGGAUGCUCUAGCGGUCCGGGAUGGAAGGGCCGAGCGGGUCCAGCUUCGGGAUAGACACGAUCCUGUCCGGCGGCAGCACCGGCAGCCCCGGAGUGAUGAACGGAGACUUUCGCCCCCACGGCGACGGCCGCCCGGCGGAUUUUAGGAGCCAAGCCACGCCGUCCCCUUGCUCCGAGAUCGACACGGUGGGGACGGCGCCCUCGUCGCCCAUCUCGGUGAGCAUGGAGCAGCACCCCGAGCCGCACCUCGGGGUGGCGGAGAGCCUCCCGCCGCACCACCUGCACCUCGCCCCGCAUCCGCACCCGCCCAGCCUGCAGCCGUCGCCCCCGCAGCCGCCGCCGCCGCCUCCUCCUCCUCCUCCUUCCCAGCUGGGCUCGGCCAGCUCCGGCCCCAGGACUUCCACCUCUUCUUUUUUAAUUAAGGACAUUUUGGGCGACAGCAAACCGCUGGCGGCGUGUGCACCUUACAGUACCAGCGUCCCCUCUCCCCACCACACCCCCAAGCAGGAGGGCAGCGCGGCCCCGGAGAGCUUCAGGCCCAAACUCGAGCAGGAGGACGGAAAAGCCAAGCUCGACAAACGCGACGACACGCAAGGCGACAUCAAAUGCCACGGGACAAAGGAAGAGGGCGACCGGGAGAUCAGCAGCAGCCGGGACAGCCCGCCGGUGCGGGCCAAGAAGCCGAGGAAGGCGAGGACGGCGUUCUCCGACCACCAGCUCAACCAGCUGGAGCGCAGCUUCGAGCGGCAGAAGUACCUGAGCGUGCAGGACCGCAUGGACCUCGCCGCCGCCCUCAACCUCACCGACACGCAGGUGAAAACCUGGUACCAGAACCGCAGGACGAAGUGGAAGCGGCAGACGGCGGUGGGGCUGGAGCUGCUGGCCGAGGCCGGCAACUACUCGGCGCUGCAGCGGAUGUUCCCCUCGCCCUACUUCUACCACCCCAGCCUGCUGGGCAGCAUGGACAGCACGACGGCGGCCGCGGCGGCCGCGGCCAUGUACAGCAGCAUGUACCGGACUCCCCCCGCGCCGCACCCCCAGCUCCAGCGGCCGCUGGUGCCCCGGGUGCUGAUCCACGGGCUGGGACCCGGCGGGCAGGCGGCCCUCAACCCGCUGGGCAGCCCCAUGCCCGGCACCCCGCACCCGCGGUGAAGCGGCGCCGCCGCCCCCGCCAGCAGCCCGCGCCCCCCGUCCCGCACCGAGCGGCGGCGGCUCCUGCGAGGCGCCCGCCGAGGGAGGCGACCCGGCAGACUCUUGAACCGCCACCCCCGUAAGUCAAACGACCGCACGCGGGGGAGAGAGCGGGCAGAGCCGCGGGGCGACCCCCCCGCACCCCGAGACGGAGCGGGAGGAGGAGGCGAGGGAUUGGGAGCGGAGCCCGCCGCAGAGACUGUCGCCCGCCACGGACGGAGGGGGCGGGAGGAGAGCGCCGCGGCCCACCAGAACUUUGCACUGAUUUUUAUUUUUAUUUUUCUCAUGACCUUAUUAUUUUCUUUUUUUUCUUAUUGAAAAGUGGCAUGCUCCCUUAAUGCGGACAGAAUUGUACAGACCGAGUGCUGAGUGCUAUAUCAUAUUUAUUAUAUGUCGUCCGGAAAAAAAAGAAAAAAAAAAAAAAAAGAAAAAAAUGAUUCACUUCUAAACGUUAGUUUGAAACGAACGAACGUGGUCCUCCCCUCUGCAUUUUCAUGUCUUUUUGGAUUCAGUAAAAUAAAUGCUUAGAUGACAAAAUAUAGAUUUUUUUUUUUUUUGUGACUGAAGAAUUACAGGCAAAAAACAACAACAACAAAAAAAGAAAUAAACUUUAUCUUUUUCUAACAAACGUGGAGAUCCAAGGUAGCUAAUUUUCCCCUUGAAGAGAAUGCAAGAAAUUCGGAGUAGAAAAGGCAAAUGCCACUUUUUUCCUUCUUUUUAUUUAUUUUUUUUAAUAUAAAUCAUUUUUGGGCUCAUUGUUUCGCACCCGGCGCUGUUUUUCUCCAGCGGUAUCGUAAAGGCAAUCCCCUCCCCUGGCGGGGGCCGUGCCCCGCGCCGGGAUUUGAAGCACCUGGGAGGGAGGCGCUGGGUUUCCCGGGGAGGCGGCGGGCAGAGCUCCGGCCCCGCAGCCGCCUCCGCACCGAGCUCGGGCGGUGGGUGAGUAAGGGGGGAACGGGGCAGGGGGGUCCCGGCGGACACGGAGCCCCCGAGCCCCGCCGCCCUUUGAUCCCCGCUGCCCCCUCUCCCUCCCCCGGGGCCGCGGGGGGCGGUCGGGGCUGGGACCCUCCGCCGGGCUCCGGGGACGGCGCUGGCCCCGCUCUUUGGAGGUGAACACCCUUCUGCGAAAUUAGAAAGUUAUACAGCAAUUACCUA